GCCUCCGAGCGCGGCGGGCCCAGACUCUGAUCACGUCCCGGCGCCCCGGUCUCCUCCUCCUUGUCCUGCUCCGCGCGUCCCGGGGCCGCCGCGCGCCAUGCGCCCCCAGAGCCCCGCCGCCGCCUCCGCGCAGCGGCUCCUCGGCCUCCUGCUGCUCCUGCUGCUGCAGCUGCGGGCGCCGUCGAGCGCCUCCGAGGCCCCCAAGGGGAAGCAAAAGGCGCUGCUCCGGCAGAGGGAGGUGGUGGACCUGUAUAAUGGAAUGUGCUUACAAGGGCCUGCAGGGGUACCUGGGCGAGACGGGAGCCCUGGGGCCAAUGGCAUUCCUGGUACCCCUGGGAUCCCAGGUCGGGAUGGAUUCAAAGGAGAAAAGGGGGAAUGCCUGAGGGAAAGCUUCGAGGAGUCCUGGACACCUAACUACAAGCAGUGUUCGUGGAGUUCGCUGAAUUAUGGCAUAGAUCUUGGGAAAAUUGCGGAGUGUACAUUUACAAAGAUGCGUUCGAACAGUGCUCUGCGAGUUUUGUUCAGUGGCUCACUGCGGUUAAAAUGCAGAAACGCCUGCUGUCAGCGUUGGUAUUUCACGUUCAAUGGAGCUGAGUGUUCAGGACCUCUUCCCAUUGAAGCCAUAAUUUAUUUGGAUCAAGGAAGCCCCGAAAUGAAUUCGACAAUUAAUAUUCAUCGCACUUCUUCUGUGGAAGGACUUUGUGAAGGAAUCGGGGCCGGAUUAGUGGAUAUUGCUAUCUGGGUUGGUACUUGUUCAGAUUACCCAAAAGGAGACGCCUCUACUGGAUGGAAUUCAGUGUCUCGAAUCAUUAUUGAAGAACUACCAAAAUAAAUUCUUUAAUUUUCA
Messenger RNA from Diceros bicornis minor, 847 nucleotides. RefSeq names its product collagen triple helix repeat containing 1 (gene CTHRC1). Bases 98 to 832 code for a protein of 244 amino acids. The record is from RefSeq and is a predicted model, not a curated record. The transcript is spliced from 4 exons. Lineage: Eukaryota; Metazoa; Chordata; Mammalia; Perissodactyla; Rhinocerotidae.